AUGGCAAUAUUUUGUCUGUGGAUUGUCUUGCCUAUCUCAGUCUGCUCAGUUCAAAACCCUGUUUCGGAUGGACUGCCUGCUAUGAAACGCUCUGCUGAAGACGUGGGUACGGAGAAGUGUUUGAUGCCAGCAAAAAACUGCUCAAGAUUUCAAUAUCGGCGGCCAUUAUGUAGAUCAAUGGUCAAUACAUUCGCGAGAGGGGAUACAGUAGAACCUACAUACAGUUGCCCCUUGGAAGUGAAGGUACGAAAAUAUUUGAAAGCAAAGCGCUCGGAGAACAAGUAUGAAAAAGUAGACAGACGAAAAUACUUUGUAAUGAUUGUCUCAUACACUGUAACUUACGAUUCCUCAAUCCAUACGUACACCAAUAACGUGAUAGAAGCGGCAGAAAGGAGUGUAAAAGAUUUGAAUGAAGUGCUCAAGGAGACUAAAGUAGUAAGUUAUGCCACCACUAGAUAA
Cylicocyclus nassatus is the source of this 459-nucleotide messenger RNA. The record is from the annotation of a GenBank genome assembly. Lineage: Eukaryota; Metazoa; Nematoda; Chromadorea; Rhabditida; Strongylidae.